Sycon ciliatum is the source of this 2810-nucleotide messenger RNA. Its product is annotated as snurportin-1-like. The record is from RefSeq and is a predicted model, not a curated record. Gene Ontology annotation, cellular component: nucleus; cytoplasm. NCBI's taxonomy places the organism in Eukaryota, Metazoa, Porifera, Calcarea, Leucosolenida, Sycettidae. Bases 314 to 1414 code for a protein of 366 amino acids. Gene Ontology annotation, molecular function: protein binding; nuclear import signal receptor activity. The transcript has 11 exons. Gene Ontology annotation, biological process: snRNA import into nucleus; protein import into nucleus.
ACACGUACUAUACUAUAGAUCUACUCAAAACAGAUCAAAUCAGACAGUCACCAAAAAUUAAAUGCAUGGAAUAGUAAUUACGUAAGAAAGCCAUUUCGGUUGUGGAGAGCAGGUGAUUUCAGUGAACCCUAUCUCCGACGAUUGCGAGUCAAGGGAGCGUCGAUGGCCGAAUCUAGAAAAGCUGAGAAUUUCUAAGAAUGUUACUUAUGAAGAUAAGAAGAGUGCAGUGAGUCACUGACAUGAUUUCUUCUGUGAUUCAUUUUUACUCGUAGCUUGGGAAUCUCCCGGAAAAUUCCAGCACUGUUGUCCAGACAUGGAGGACCUAGCGGAUGGCCUUGCCGGAGGUCUGGUUGUGGUGGAGGCAGUCAACGACACAGCUCUGCCACACCCCAGGUUUGACCAGUACAAGUCGAGAGUUCACCGCUCUUCGGACCAGGAAUCGCGUCGUCGCGAGCGCCUACGUCGUCAGAAGGAGCAACGUCAGGGCAUACUCGAUGCCCACAGAGAUGUCCCAGCAGCUGGGGAUGACGAUUGUCGAGCUGCUGAAGGGCAGCAUGGGGACUCCGACGAGUCCAUGGCAAAAGAGGAGUCACAGGUGUCUGCAUCAGCAUGUCACUCUGCUACAGCUGAAGCAGGCAAUGAUGAGGCCAGUAUGGAUGUGGAGGACAUGGCUGAUGGUAGCAGCUCCAGACGGCGUGGACGGAAGAGCAAACAAAAGCACCUGACUCAAGUAUCGUAUCGUAAACAGCUCAUGAUGUCCGAGUGGCUCGUGGACGUUCCUGAUGACUUUGCUUCAAAGUGGCUGAUGAAGAUCUGCCCUGUUGGGAAGAGAUGUCUGGUCGUUGCUGGCAGGGGUAUGACAUCAGCGUACAGCAACAAUGGACACCGGAUCAACACAUUCCAUUCACUGCUGCCCGGUGGUGCCAAAAAAAGUCCAAGUCAUGAUGCAGAGUGCACCUUGCUGGACUGCAUCUACGUGGAGUCCCAGUGUCUCUACUGUGUAUUGGACGUGCUAUGCUGGAAUAGCAGCGAUAUGCUGGAAGUGGAGGCAGACUGUCGAUUCUUUUGGUUGAAAUCUAGGAUUGAUGAAAACCCAGGAGUGCAGUCAGUUUCCAAGCUAAAUCCGUAUGCCUUCAAGACCAUUGCGGCUCUCGACUGUCAGUCCACUACUCUUCAGAGUGUGUUCUCCUCAGCACCUGAUGUACAGGUAGACGGUGUCUUGUUCUACCACCGGGAGUCGGGCUACGAACACGGCCGCACCCCACUGCUCGGCUGGCUCAGGUGCAGCAUGCUGGCUGAGAUUAUUGGUGUUGCUGCGUCGGAGGCAUUUCUUGCGCAGUGCAUUGGAGACGAGAGCUGCAUUCCGUUCGGCAAGUUCCGCGCGGCCAAAGACCAAACGAUGGAAGUCACGUGAGGUGCUCGGCCGCAAGCGUCUUGGAUUGCUGGAGCUGCAGGAGGCUGUGUUGGCUUUGUAAGUAAAGCACAAACUUGCCCGUUGUCUCUUGCUCAGAACUUUGUGAACUGUUCGUUCGUUGUGUUUGUCGCUAAUUCUGCCUUCACUUCGAUCUACACUAGCUUUUCACCUUGUCGGUGGAGUGAUGAAAGCUCAGGCACUUGAAGGAUAAUUUCACAAUACCAAACAUAUCUUGCCGUUCUCGAUCGUGUACGCGGUGGAUUGUCAUUUGGCCCCGUGUUGGUCGUGUACAUGGUCAAUUGUCAUCUGGUCCCGUGCUUCCGCUGAGAGUACUAACACGGUACGUUGUUGAACAAGCCAAGGCAAGCCAGCCAACUGGCAACUGGCACUCUACUGCUGCUGCAAGCAAUUUUGACUAAGAGCAUCUGGUGCCUUCUAGGCUAUCACUUGCUCGGUGUGUGUUUGCUGUAGCUACUCUGUAAGCCGGUGUAGUUAGCCAGCCCUGAGUCACUUGUUGUUAGCCAGCCCUGAAUCACUUGUUGUCUUCAGUGGAGAGGCGACAGGUAGUGCAUCAACCCGCUGUUUCGCUUCAUGCGUCACUGCUCUUCCAAGUCUGUUGACCAGUUCCUAUUGAACGACGUAAUGGUAGCUGUUCUGUACGGCAUACAUGUAUGCGCAAUGCUGGCGUAUAUCAGCCUGGCUGCAUGUCUCUGUAAGCACACCAUGCAACUGAAAGGCAAGCCUUGAGGCACACAAGUAGCUAGGUACAAGACCUAGCAAUGCUCACACGUGUUACUUGACCUUUCAAGCCAGGAUAUAGCUGGGCACUGGAGUAGCAUUGAGAGCAAACAGCUUGGAGGGCUACGGGGUCCUGAAUGCUUUUGCUGCAUGUAUCUGAUUUUCAAUUAAGUUUUAUUUGGUGUUUUUCUUCACUAUUUUCAAGAAUUUUCACUGGCCUAUCAAGCUUUACAUGCACGUCAAGGGCCCGAUCUUUAAGCUGGAGGUGUUUUUUGCUGUUGUUGAAGUUGCUGGUCACCUACUUUGAGUACUAGUACCUGGUGCUGUCAUGCUUUCAACAGUACUCAGCAGGGGUUGUACACAACCUUUUUUUAUUUGUUCUACUUUCAGCAGUAUUCAGGUCUUAUCUACAACCCGUUUUUAAAACAAUAUUCUGUUGUCUUACUUUCAACAGUAUUCAGGCGGUGAACACAAACUUUUUUUAUAUAUAUUAUUUUUAAACAACAUUCUCCAUCCAUGUGUGUGUAUCUGCUGCGCUAUAAUGUUCCCUGAAGUCUUCCCGGCUCACAGCGAUCACACGCUUUCCGUUUUGAGUAUGUUUGUUUUGUUUUUGCAUUCCAUGCUAAAAUGCCAGUCAUAAAAGGCAAGUCCAAUACAA